AUGGGUCGUGGUCGAAGUCGGAGUGAAAGUUCCAGCAAAAGUUGUAGUCGUAGCCGUAGUCAUAGUCGAAGUCCUAAUAAUGGUCAUCGCGGCCGUAGUCAUAGCAGACGACGUGGUCGUACGAGAAGCCGAAGCCAUCAUCACGACCGCCGAAGCCGAAGUCGUUCAAGUGAUCGAGAAACUACGGAUUUGCUAAAACUUUGUUGGAAACCGCUGAAAGAUGAUUCAAGGAAUUUUGAUGCAUGGACUCAUCUUUUGCAAUACAUCGAACAACUUAAUGAAACAAAAGCAGCUCGCGAAGCAUAUGAUGACUUUUUUAAAAGAUAUCCAUACUGUUAUGGUUAUUGGAGAAAGUAUGCUGAAUUUGAACGUCGCCAUAAACACUACGACCGCUGCACUGAAGUUUAUGAACGUGGAGUCACGGCCAUACCACUGAGUGUUGAUCUGUGGCUUCAUUACAUUGCUUUUGUUAAAGAAAUCGUUCAACAUCAGGAUAACGCAGUACAGAAAACCAGAUUAAUUUAUGAUAAUGCAAUCGAGGCAUGCGGUAUGGAAUUUCGUUCGGAUAAGCUGUGGGAUGAAUAUAUUAACUGGGAGUUGAGUAAUGGUGAAACUGUACGAGCCGGAGCACUUUUUGAUCAGAUAUUAAGCAUACCUACUUUGCUUUACAGUAACCAUUUUGACAAAUACAAGACCUUUGUGAAUUCAAACGAACCGGAUCGAGUGGUGAGUCAGGACGAAUACAGCGAAAUUUUUGCGAAAGUUGAAGCAGACUUGCGUAAUACGGUUGAUGGUGAUCUAUUUUUUUUAGAAGACUGCGUCGAUGAAUCCUCAUCGGAAUGCAUCGCAGAAGGUGGCGAAGAAGUAUCGAAAAGGGUUUUUACGAAGCGCAAGCAUUGCGAAGAAGCUCUACGUGUUUUACGAACAGAAAUACUCGAACGACGAAAUAAAAAAUAUUUAUUAAAUGAACAGGAAGUUAGUCGACGUUGGGCAUUUGAAGAAAAUAUAAAACGGCCAUAUUUCCAUGUAAAACCACUAGAGCGUGCUCAGUUACGUAAUUGGCGUACUUACCUGGACUUUGAAAUUGAAUGUGGUGACAUCACACGCAUUACAGUCCUAUUCGAGAGAUGUCUAAUCGCUUGCGCUUUAUAUGAAGAAAUGUGGAUUAAGUAUGCUCGUUAUCUGGAAAGCAUUGGAGAAUCCAGCCGUGCCCGUAGUGUUUUUCGUCGAGCAACCGAAGUCCAUUUACCUCGCAAACCGAAUGUUCAUCUUGCUUACAGCGCCUUCGAAGAAAAAAAUGGUAAUAACCACAGCAAUUGUGAUAUUUGUGAUAUACGAACCGGUGAUCUCUUUUUCCGUUUAUUCAUUCAUGUGGUUAAGUUUGAUGAUAAGCUAAAGUAUUAUCACCGUCAACAGACAACAUUCAUUCAUGGUGCUCUGCUCGUCCAACAACUAGAUAGCAAGGAUUCUCCGGAUUAUUCUUCUGUGAUAUCACGUUUUGAGCGUCUCAUACACGAUUCACGUACUCCACGUAAACUAUCUGCUUUUUAUGCCUUGAAACUAGCCAGAUUUCAUGCUAAAACACGAAAUGAUCGUAGGCUUGCUGAAAAAAUUAUAAGAGAUGCAAUAAAUCGUGAUAAGAGCAAUCCGCAGCUGUACUUGGCUUUAGUUGAUUUAGCCUAUACGGCGCCAUUAUUCAAUGAGCGAAGUGUGAUCGAAGCAUUGAAUGAAGUUCUUGACAGUGAUCAGCUUUCUGAUGAAGAUAAACUGCGUUUUUCACAGAGAAAGUUGGACUUUUUGGAGGAUUUGGGGACAGACGUUGAAGUCCUCCAGAAGCAUCUCGAAUAUCAUACGCAACUUCAAAAAAGUAUUGAGAAUGUUGCUGUACCAAGUAAAAGAGUAGCUGAUGUGAGAGGUUCUGGUGAUCCAAUUGAAAAAAAGAUGCGAACAGCUACGUGUUACACGGCAUAUCCAACUCAUCAGCAGCAGCAGUACUAUGCACCUGCGCCUAGCACAGAUAAUGGCGUAGCAGCAGUAGCAGCAGCACCAUAUGGAACAAUACCAGCAGCAGCAGCUACAGUUGGCCAGCAACAACCACCAAUAUCUAGCACAACUCAAUACUAUUAUCCUGGACAGCAACAACAACAACCAACGAUAGUUCAACCAGUUCCUGUUUUAACAACGAUUCAACCGAAUUAUGUUCAACAAUAA
This is a messenger RNA of Acanthocheilonema viteae, 2211 nucleotides long. The record is from the annotation of a GenBank genome assembly. NCBI's taxonomy places the organism in Eukaryota, Metazoa, Nematoda, Chromadorea, Rhabditida, Onchocercidae.